AUGGCACCUCAAUCGACCCAACCUCAAACGCUGCAGCUGAGUGUAACGACCAUGUCCAGAUUAAAGCCAGCAAAAAUAAUGAAGGGAGCCGUGGAACCUCUACCACAACCUCGCCCACCCCAUGUUGGGCCGCGACACAUAACCGGCAUUGCUUUCGAUGAUCGGGGAGACCAAGUUAUUACGGCGUCUGACGACGAGACCUUUCGCUUAUAUAGCUGCAAAUCUGGCAAGCGAGUUUCCUCUCAUUUACAAUCACCCGUUGUGCUGAACUGCUGCUUGUGCAGACAAACCAAGAUCCUCCAUUCCAAGAAAUACGGUGUCGAUUUGCCUCGAUUCACACAUAAAAAUACUGCUAUUCUACACGCGUCGACCAAGGAGGAUGACACCGUUCGAUAUCACUCCUUGCACGACAACAAAUAUCUACAAUACUUCAAAGGCCACAAGGGUCGCGUGGUGUCACUAGAGAUGUCUCCCGUUGACGAUGGCUUCAUGUCUGGCUCGGAGGACCGCACUGUCCGUCUUUGGGAUCUCCGCGCUCCGACUUGUCGCGGUCUCUUAACACUUCCCGCCACGCCCCUCGUCGCUUACGAUUCUACUGGUGUCGUAUUUGCCGUCGCGGUGAACCACUACUCCCGUAUACUGCUCUACGACCAUGCCAAUUACGAUAAAGCGCCAUUUCUUGUCAUCACCCUCGAGGACCCCACCCUUGGUCUUGUUUCCUUCCCCCCACGACCAAUAUACAUGACUUCGCUUGCCUUCUCGUCCAAUGGCAAAUAUCUGCUUGUUGGUUGCUCCGGCGAUGCGCAUUACAUCCUAGAUGCCUUCGAGGGCCACUUGCUGGCAAAACUGGAAGGGCAUGUUGGUUUAGAGCGUCGCACAUUGUCCGCUCCUACGACUAUUGAGCCAGCCAAAGGUUGUAGUGGGGAAGAAGUCGGUUGGACCCCAGACAGUAAAUUUGUCAUUAGCGGAAGCCUAAACGGGAAAAUUCUGAUAUGGGACACUCAAAAUCUACCUUCAAAAGCGGGUGACGUCGACUUAAAGGUUCCUCCGUUAAGAAUUCAGCCUACCGUCGCCCUUGAUGGACAUCCUGGACCGUCCAGAUGUGUUCGAUUUAACCCUCGUCUUGCGAUGAUGUGUUCUGCUGGGGCUGAACUGGCGUUCUGGCUGCCGGAUAUGGCAGGGGAGGCCGAUGAAAUUGCGCAGAAUCUAUAUAAGAAACGCGCCAUCUGA
Mycena indigotica is the source of this 1230-nucleotide messenger RNA. Its product is annotated as WD-REPEATS-REGION domain-containing protein. Gene Ontology annotation, cellular component: Set1C/COMPASS complex. The transcript is spliced from 3 exons. Gene Ontology annotation, molecular function: chromatin binding; protein binding. Lineage: Eukaryota; Fungi; Basidiomycota; Agaricomycetes; Agaricales; Mycenaceae. The coding region runs from base 1 to 1230 and encodes 409 amino acids. The record is from RefSeq and is a predicted model, not a curated record.